This is a messenger RNA of Hippopotamus amphibius kiboko, 8348 nucleotides long. It is a transcript of the gene KDM5B, whose product is annotated as lysine demethylase 5B. NCBI's taxonomy places the organism in Eukaryota, Metazoa, Chordata, Mammalia, Artiodactyla, Hippopotamidae. Bases 2123 to 6742 code for a protein of 1539 amino acids. Gene Ontology annotation, molecular function: DNA binding; histone demethylase activity. Gene Ontology annotation, biological process: chromatin remodeling. Gene Ontology annotation, cellular component: nucleus. The transcript has 27 exons. The record is from RefSeq and is a predicted model, not a curated record.
GCGGGCGGGGGCCGGAGAGGGUUGCGAGGGCGCGCUGUGCGGCCUCCCGGGCGUAACCCGUGCGCGUCUGGCGUUGUUCUCAAAGUUAUGCCUCCCUGGCUCGGGAGAUGCCAGUGCUAAGUGCGGGGAUGGCCUUAACGACGCCCCCAGGAAGGAGCCCGUGACAGGAGGUCAACUCCGGCGAGACCCUCUGGAGCGCAGACUGCCCACCGCAGCAAGCAACAGCGAGGAUUGUCUCCCCAACACUUUACUGUGAAAAAGUUUCAGAAAUUCAGAAAAGUUAGGGUGACUUUUGCAGCAGAUUCUUCUACACCCCACCACCUAUAUUCUACCACGAACACAUUCUAAUUUGCUCUCUCUCACCCUCGCGGUGGUGACUUCUGAUAGGAUGCCAGCGAGCCUUGGCUCCAGUCUCCAUUGCCGCGGCUUAGCUAGGUCGCAAAGCCUUAUUUAAGAAAGGGCCUACCUUCUCCAAGGCCUUUGGGUUUGCUUAAGAGUUUACCGGAUGGGAGCCUUCUCCCCUCCCCAGCCUUUUCGUCGAACAGUCCUCAAGGAUAAGGGACUCCUUUUCUUCAGGUGAAUCUAAAAGUAGGGCUAGGACUCGGGUGACACCUACCUACCAAGGAGCCCUUCCAUGGGUUUGGCUGCUUUCUGGAUAAAAGAGGUCUUUUAGUGUUGAGGUCCUACUUCUUGAGUUCCCUCUCUUCCCUUUUCUAGGGCAGGACAUUCUCUCCCCCACUCCCAAAUGUGUCAAAAGCCUUAUCUCAAAGUUACCGAACCUCUCUGUGCCUUGUCUGCUCUGCAAAAUGGGGGUAAGAGCAGUGCCUCCCCAGCGGGAUGGUACUGAAGACUCAAGGAGCUAGGAUGCCUUCCAUGCAGUAAGCAUCAGAUAAACAAGGGCUAUCGCUCGGGCUCAUCACUCCCAGAUGUACAUCUCCGCUUCUGAUCUCUCCUUUCCUGACUUACACCCUCCGCCUGUUGCGUAUCUCCAACUGUACCAGACACCUCAGACUCAACGUGUCCAGAAGGAAACACGCGAGCUCCCUCCCCAGACUGACUUCUUGUUCCCCAGCAUUGCCGGCAGCCGCACCCGCUCAGGCAUGUACCUACACCCCUGAAUCGCGCCUCCCCAGGUUGUCACUUUUAUGCCCUCCGUUUGCAUCCUUCCCUCCUAAUGAACAGCACCGCUGCCUUAAUUUAGGCCCCGUCACUUCUCAUCUGGUUUGUUUCAAGUCCCCCGCUCUUCUCACAUCCAGCCUCGCCGUUGUAUUGCUCGAGGACCACUCUUCCCCGCAACACCCUACCUUCCAGUAAGCGGACUCUCCACCACUUGUUAGCCUCAGAGUUUGGGCAAAUGUCUUGACCAACCCAGUAAGCGGACUCUCCACCACUUGUUAGCCUCAGAGUUUGGGCAAAUGUCUUGAUCAACCUGUGCCUCGCUGUCCUUAUCUGUAAAAUGGAAAUGAGUACCUGCAUCGUAGGGGGGUUAUGUAUAUGAAAGAUUAAUCAUGAAAGCACCUGGCGCAGGGCCUAGGCCACAAAGAGCUCAGUGUUGGCUUAUUAUCCUCCUGUUGUGUUCUCACCUACAGGCUGUUGUCCUGCUCAAGCUGUCCCCUCUACCUGGGAAAGCCUCCUCCGUCCCCCCACCCUGCGCCCCUCGCGGUCUGACCACGUGUCCUUGCACUUCCACCAGGCGCCUUCCAUGGGGCCGGGCGGGGGAUCGGACGGGACGCAGGGGCCACUCGUGGGCCCGGCCUCUCCCCCAAGACCCGUAACUUCCUGAGGGAGGGAAGGGACUCUGGCACGCAGCCAGUGGUCAGUGGGUGCCGGCUGGGCUGGACCGCGAGGACGAGCUCCGUCCCCCGGGGGCCGCCCCGCCCAACGCGGGGGCGGGCGCUCCGCGCGGGCCGGGUGGGGGUGGGGUGGGACUCCUUUUCCUCGCCGUGGCGGCGGAGGCGCACGGCGUGGCUGGCGCAGCGCGGCGCCGUCGGUCGGUAUCGGAGUCGGAGGAGCCGGAGUCGGAGGAGCCGGAUCCGAGUCUGAGGAGGAGGAGGAAGAGGAAGGCCGAGGAGCCGGAGCAGGCCGAGGACCGUUGCCCAGCCGCGUCCGCGGCCCCGCGAGGAUGGAGGCCCCCGGCCCGCGGCCCGCGCUGGCCCUCGGCGGCCCCGGCCCGCUGGGCGAGUUCCUGCCGCCGCCCGAGUGCCCGGUCUUCGAGCCCAGCUGGGAGGAGUUCGCCGACCCCUUCGCCUUCAUCCACAAGAUCCGGCCCAUAGCCGAGCAGACCGGGAUCUGCAAGGUGCGGCCGCCGCCGGAUUGGCAGCCACCAUUUGCAUGUGAUGUUGACAAACUUCAUUUUACUCCGCGCAUCCAGAGGCUGAAUGAAUUGGAGGCUCAAACACGUGUAAAAUUAAAUUUCUUGGACCAGAUUGCAAAGUACUGGGAAUUACAGGGAAGUACUCUGAAAAUUCCACAUGUGGAGAGGAAGAUCUUGGACUUGUUUCAGCUUAAUAAGUUAGUUGCAGAGGAAGGUGGAUUUGCAGUUGUUUGCAAGGAUAGAAAAUGGACCAAAAUUGCCACCAAGAUGGGAUUUGCUCCUGGCAAAGCUGUGGGCUCCCAUAUCCGAGGGCAUUAUGAGCGAAUUCUCAACCCUUACAACUUAUUCCUGUCUGGAGACAGUUUGAGGUGUCUGCAGAAGCCAAACCUGACCACAGACACAAAGGACAAGGAAUACAAGCCCCACGGUAUUCCCCAGAGGCAGUCUGUGCCACCCUCGGAAAUGUGCGCCCCCGCCCGACGAGCGAAGCGCAUGAGAGCAGAGGCCAUGAAUAUUAAAAUAGAACCAGAAGAGACCACAGAAGCCAGAACUCAUAACCUGAGACGUCGAAUGGGAUGUCCAGCUCCAAAGUGUGAAAAUGAGAAAGACGUGAAAAGCAGCGUCAAGCAAGAACCCAUUGAGAAGAAAGAGUAUAUUAUAGAAAGUGAGAAGGAAAGACCCAAGAGUCGAGCUAAAAAAACCACCAAUGCUGUUGACUUGUAUGUCUGCCUCCUGUGCGGCAGUGGCAACGAUGAGGACCGGCUUCUCUUGUGCGAUGGGUGUGAUGACAGCUACCACACCUUCUGCCUGAUCCCGCCACUCCAUGACGUUCCCAAGGGAGACUGGAGGUGUCCUAAGUGUUUGGCUCAGGAGUGCAGUAAGCCACAAGAAGCGUUCGGCUUUGAACAGGCAGCCAGGGACUAUACUCUGCGUACUUUUGGGGAAAUGGCAGAUGCGUUCAAAUCUGAUUACUUCAACAUGCCAGUCCAUAUGGUUCCCACAGAACUGGUUGAGAAAGAAUUUUGGCGACUGGUGAGCACUAUUGAAGAGGAUGUCACCGUGGAGUAUGGAGCUGAUAUCGCCUCAAAGGAGUUCGGCAGUGGCUUCCCUGUCCGAGAUGGGAAAGUGAAGCUCUCGCCUGAGGAGGAGGAGUAUCUCGACAGUGGUUGGAAUUUGAACAACAUGCCAGUGAUGGAGCAGUCUGUCCUUGCUCACAUCACCGCUGACAUAUGUGGCAUGAAGCUUCCUUGGUUGUACGUGGGAAUGUGCUUCUCUUCCUUCUGUUGGCAUAUUGAAGACCACUGGAGCUAUUCCAUUAACUACCUGCACUGGGGUGAGCCAAAAACCUGGUAUGGAGUCCCAGGAUACGCCGCCGAGCAGCUGGAGACCGUGAUGAAGAGGCUGGCCCCGGAGCUCUUCAUCUCCCAGCCUGACCUCCUCCACCAGCUUGUCACCAUCAUGAACCCCAAUACCCUGAUGACUCACGAAGUGCCUGUUUACCGAACUAAUCAGUGUGCUGGGGAGUUUGUGAUCACGUUUCCAAGAGCCUACCACAGCGGUUUCAAUCAAGGUUUUAAUUUUGCUGAGGCUGUUAACUUCUGCACUGUCGAUUGGCUGCCCUUAGGCCGGCAGUGUGUGGAGCAUUACCGCCUGCUGCACCGCUAUUGUGUAUUUUCCCACGACGAGAUGAUUUGCAAGAUGGCUUCCAAGGCAGAUGUACUAGACGUUGUAGUGGCGUCAACUGUUCAGAAGGACAUGGCCAUUAUGAUUGAGGAUGAGAAGGCUCUAAGGGAAACUGUUCGUAAAUUGGGAGUGAUUGAUUCGGAAAGAGUGGAUUUUGAACUGUUGCCAGAUGAUGAGCGUCAGUGUGUAAAGUGCAAAACCACGUGCUUCAUGUCUGCCAUCUCCUGCUCUUGUACACCUGGCCUGCUAGUCUGCCUGCAUCACGUGAAGGAGCUAUGUUCCUGUCCUCCUUACAAAUAUAAACUGCGGUAUAGAUACACUCUAGAUGAUCUCUAUCCCAUGAUGAAUGCACUGAAGCUUCGCGCAGAAUCUUACAACCAGUGGGCCUUGAGUGUGAAUGAAGCUUUGGAGGCGAAGAUUAAUAAGAAGAAAAGCCUUGUCAGCUUUAAGGCUUUGAUUGAAGAAUCAGAGAUGAAGAAAUUCCCAGACAAUGAUCUUUUACGUCACCUCCGCUUAGUCACUCAGGAUGCGGAGAAGUGCGCCUCUGUUGCCCAGCAGCUGCUCAACGGCAAAAGGCAGACAAGAUACCGAUCCGGUGGAGGGAAAUCCCACAAUCAGUUGACAGUGAAUGAGCUCCGACAGUUUGUGACCCAGCUGCACGCUCUCCCCUGUGUCCUCAGUCAGACGCCGCUGCUGAAGGAUCUCUUGAAUCGUGUAGAAGAUUUCCAACAGCAUAGCCAGAGAUUGCUCUCAGAGGAGAUGCCCAGUGCCGCUGAGCUGCAGGACUUGCUAGACGUCAGCUUUGAAUUUGAUGUUGAGCUUCCCCAGCUCGCCGAGUUGCGUGUCCGCCUGGAGCAGGCCCACUGGCUGGAGGAGGUGCAGCAGGCAUGCCUAGAGCCCAGCUCCCUCACCUUAGAUGAUAUGAGACGCCUCAUAGAUCUGGGGGUGGGUCUGGCCCCAUAUUCGGCUGUGGAGAAGGCUAUGGCGCGGCUUCAGGAACUGCUCACGGUGUCAGAGCACUGGGAUGACAAAGCCAGGAGUCUCCUCAAGGCCAGGCCCCGGCAUUCCCUUAACAGCCUUGCUACGGUGGUAAAGGAGAUCGAGGAGAUCCCCGCUUACCUGCCCAGCGGUGCAGCUCUGAAAGACUCUGUGCAGAGAGCCAGAGACUGGCUUCAGGACGUAGAGGCCCUGCAGGCUGGAGGACGUGUGCCAGUGUUAGACACGCUGAUAGAACUUGUUACACGAGGCCGAUCUAUCCCGGUGCAUCUGAAUUCUUUACCGAGACUGGAGUCACUAGUAGCUGAGGUUCACGUUUGGAAAGAAUGUGCUGCUAAUACAUUCCUGACUGAGAAUUCAUCCUAUUCUCUCUUAGAGGUGCUCUGUCCUCGAUGUGAUAUUGGCCUUCUGGGAUUGAAGAGGAAGCAGAGAAAGUUAAAGGAGCCCUUGCCAAGUGGCAAGAAGAAAAGCCCCAGAGUAGAGAGUUUGAGUGACCUGGAGAGAGCUCUUACUGAAAGCAGAGAGACUGCUUCAGCUAUGGCAACACUUGGGGAAGCUCGCUUACGAGAAAUGGAAGCCUUGCAGUCUCUCAGACAAGCCAAUGAGAGGAAGUUGCUGUCGCCAGUCCAGGAUGUGGAGAUGAAGGUCUGCCUGUGUCAGAAGCCCCCAGCUGCCCCCAUGAUCCAGUGUGAACUCUGCAGGGAUGCUUUCCACACCAGCUGUGUGGCGGUACCCAGUAUUUCGCAGGGCCCCCGGAUCUGGCUGUGUCCCCAUUGUCGAAGAUCCGAGAAGCCUCCGUUAGAGAAAAUUCUGCCCCUGCUGGCCUCCCUCCAGCGUAUCCGAGUCCGCCUUCCCGAGGGAGACGCGCUGCGGUACAUGAUUGAAAGAACCGUGAGCUGGCAGCACAGAGCCCAGCAGCUGCUCUCAUCAGGGAGCCUCCGGUCCGUGCAGGACCGAGCGGGCUCAGGACUGUCAUGUGGCAGAUGGCAGGCCGCGGCAGGACGAGGGCCAGAGGCAAGCAAGGUAGCUCAGCCUCCUGGGCUCACGUCCUUUUCCUUGCCCGCUGACUGGGACAGCAGAACCUCGUAUUUACACUCUCCCUUCUCUACUGGCCGGAGCUGCGUCCCCCUCCACGGUAUCAGCCCAGAAGUGAAUGAGCUGUUGAUGGAGGCCCAGCUGCUCCAGGUGUCCCUUCCUGAAAUUCAGGAGCUCUACCAGACCUUACUCGCAAAGCCUAGCCCUGCGCAGCAAGCUGACCGCAGCUCUCCAGGGAGACCCAGCAGUGAGAAGGGUGACGGCUGCCGCGGGAAGAGAGACGGAGUCGGUGGCCUCGAGAGCACACUGAAGAGACGCCUGGAAAGAGACGUCCUCUCCAGUGAGCGGUGGGAUCGGGUUGCCAAAAUUCGGACCCCCAAAAAGAAGAGAAUCAAACUGAGCCACCCCAAGGACACGAACAGUUUCAAGUUAGAGAGAGAGCGUAGCUGUGAGUUGGGCCCUUCUGCCGACACUCAGUCCCUGCCCUCAGACACGUCCUACUCGGAGCAGGAGGACUCUGAGGAUGAGGACGCCAUCUGCCCGGCCGUGAGCUGCCUGCAGCCGGAAGGAGACGAGGUGGACUGGGUCCAGUGUGAUGGCAGCUGCAAUCGGUGGUUCCAUCAGGUCUGUGUUGGUGUCUCUCCCGAGACGGCCGAGGAGGAGGACUACGUGUGCGCGUGCUGCGCGGCGACGGACGCGCCGGGCCGGAGAUAAAACAAACAGACCCCUAACUGUAAUUCAGGACUCGGCCAGAGGACUCCUCCAGUUUCUCAGCAGAGCUGCAGGACUGGCGUUCAAACCAGCCUGUGAACGGUGCUAUUUCUAUUCCUUACGGGAUCAUUUUUCCAGAACUCUUUGAAAAAAAGAAAAAACGACUAAAAAAAUUUUUUGACACUUUUUGUAUUUUUUUCCUUAAGAGCUGUUUGUGGUUGUUGAGGUUUGAAACGCUGACUGUUUUUUGCAGGGGUUCUCACCAAUUUGGAAGGAUUGGAGCUUGCACCUUUUCAUGUACAGCAUUAAAAUCUUACCUCUUUCUGGGAUUUACCGGUUUAAGAGUCCAACUCAGUUUCAGUGCCCAGAAGGGCACCAGAAAUUCCAGUAAAUCCUCAUUUGAGGAAUUUCUCUCAUUUACUCUGUUAACCAUAUUGGGGAGCUUAAGUUUUUCACUCUUGGGGUUUUUGUUGGUUUCGUUUCUUUAUUCACUUUUCUUUUUCCUGGUAGACUAGGUUUAUUUAUCUAAGCAAUAACUUCCAUGUUGGUUUCAGUGGCUGGAAUUAAAACAAAACGAAACAAACUUCCAGUGUGUUGGUGCUUUAGCAUCUGGUCGAUGUCAGAACGCAAACUUCUAGUUUCUAGUGUCACUGGCGAGUGAGUGGCACACAAGAGAGGCCCCUCUGUAAGCACCUGCCACAGCUGUAUUUUGGCUUUCUUCCUGCCCGUUCCCUCCUCACCUGUUUUUUUUUUUUGGUAGCUUGUAUCAAAUGUUGCGGUUUAUAUUGUGGAAUAAAUCCUUGGUCCUAACACGAACACUGGUCAUUUAGAGCCAUUAGCCCCCAGCUGCUUCUGCGCCUCCACCUGUGGGCUCUGACAAGCCAAGGGGGUUGCUUGCUUUUGCCUCUGCCCGGCCAGGCUACAGUAGCAGUGGACGGUAGCCUGCAGACACUAGGGGGUUCUUUUGUAUCCUGCUCUGUUCGGUGGGCCGUAUGCCUCCAGUCCCCACUAACAAAGACCUCCUCUUCUUCCUGUCUUCAAGGGAUAGAACCUGUCUUUAAAGCCAUGCUGUUUUUAAAUAAGCUUUGUCAGAAUAUUGGCAAAUCAUUCCAGUCCUCAGAUCACCCCUCCCUGUGGGAAUGAUGUCUUUAUUACGUUUGAAUUGACAGGGAAACUUGGUUUAAGGUUAAGAUGUCAGAAGGAGAUGUAAGGAGAGUGCAUCCUCACAGAGGGCUCGGCGGGUGUGGGUCGAGGAAACACAUGUGAACACCCAGGCCCUGCCCUCGCGCUUUCCUUCCAGUCUCUCUCACUCUUGAUGUUGUGACUGGUCAUGGGUGGCCCACAGCCUUUCUCCACCUUUUCUUUUUAAAGGACUCUUGUUCUGCAGUGGAGAAGACAUUCUGGUGAACAGACUCUUGCUUUGUGUUUUCCUAUCCUGUUGCUAAUAAUACCUGUUUUCCCUACAUUCUAUAGCCAUAAACCUGAAGAUGGGUAGAAACAGUGGGUCUUUAAUAAAACAACAAAAACAGCAGUUUGUGAUGUAGCAGAGAUUUAAAUGUGUACUACUCCCUUUUAUGCAAUUCAGAUAAUUAAAUCUCUUUAAGAAUGA